This is a messenger RNA of Linnemannia hyalina, 3081 nucleotides long. NCBI's taxonomy places the organism in Eukaryota, Fungi, Mortierellomycota, Mortierellomycetes, Mortierellales, Mortierellaceae. The record is from the annotation of a GenBank genome assembly.
AUGGUUAAACCGGUCGCAAAGGCCGGCUCAAAGACCAGCUUCAAAAAGCCCGGCCCUAAAUCCGCACCCGCCAAAAAGUCCCCCUCUACAACUUCUCCCUCUGCCGCCAAAAAGUCCUCAGGAGGAGCUCACUUCCGCAAGGGCAAGGGCAAGAAGGCUGCAGGCGAGGACGAGGAUAUUUCUGAUUUCGAGGAGGUCGCGAUGAGCGACUCGGAUGUCGAUAUGGAAACCUCGCUCGUCCCUCGCAAGAAGCCUAUGGCCAACUUGGACCUGGAUGAUCUCAUGGGCGAGACUAUUGAAGAUGAAGAGGAGUUUAUCGCCAGCGCCAACUUGGCUGCCAAUAAGAAGCACAAAAAGUCGGGAGGAUUUCAGUCCAUGGGUCUGAGCUUCCCAGUGUACAAGGCGAUUUUGCAUAAGGGAUUCAAGGUGCCAACACCAAUUCAGCGCAAAUGUAUCCCCUUGAUCAUGGAAGGAGGCGAUGUUGUCGGAAUGGCCCGUACCGGUUCAGGAAAGACGGCUGCAUUCUUGAUCCCUAUGUUGGAGAAGCUCAAGUCGCAUUCGGCCAAGGUCGGAGCCCGUGCUGUUGUUAUGUCGCCCUCGCGUGAGUUGGCGAUGCAGACCCAGAAGGUCUGCAAGGAGUUGGGCAAGCACACCGAUCUCAGGAGUUGUAUCUUGGUCGGAGGUGACAGUCUUGAGGAGCAGUUCGCCAUGUUGGCCGCCAACCCCGAUAUUUUGAUCGCCACCCCCGGUCGUCUGUUGCAUUUGAUUAUCGAGAUGGACUUGGAUUUGAAGAGUGUUCAGUACAUUGUCUUUGAUGAGGCCGAUCGUCUUUUCGAGAUGGGUUUCGAGGUUCAGUUGCACGAGAUUUUGCACCGCUUGCAGCCCAACCGCCAGACGCUUUUGUUCUCUGCUACGUUGCCCAAGCUUCUUGUCGAUUUUGCCAAGGCCGGUCUUCAGGAGCCCACACUUGUUCGUCUGGAUGUUGACACCAAGAUCAGCAAAGAUCUCGAGAUGGCAUUCUUCAGUAUUAAACAGCAGGACAAGGAGGCAGCAUUGUUGACAGUUCUCCGAAACGUAAUCAAACUGCCAUUGGACACAGGAGUCAAGUUUGAGCGGGACGAGGAGAACCCCAAGAAGCGCAAGCGUGUCGCCAAGGAAAUUAUCGGCGCCGCAACUGAGCACCAAACCAUCGUCUUUGUCUCGACCAAACAUCACGUCGAGUACGUCUCCAACAUCUUGAUCUACGCCGGAUACCAGGUCUCGUACAUCUAUGGAUCCCUGGACCAGGCGGCUCGUAAGAUCCAGAUUGAUCGGUUCAGGAAGGGAUAUUCCAACAUCUUGGUCGUCACGGAUGUUGCUGCCCGUGGUAUUGAUAUUCCGGUCCUGGAGAACGUUAUCAACUAUGAUUUUGUCGACAACUCCAAGGUGUUUAUCCAUCGUGUCGGUCGUACGGCCAGAGCUGGAAAGAAGGGUUGGGCAUUCUCUUUUGUCUCGCCCGAGGAGUUGCCGUAUUUGAUUGAUCUGCAGUUGUUCUUGGCCAGGAAGAUGGUUGUUGGUUCUUCGGCUGGGUCGGAGCCUGACUACACUUCGGAUAUUGUCCUUGGUGGGUUGCCAUUGAACCAGUUGGAGGAUGAUAGUGAGUGGGUCAAGAACAAUGUCUUUGAUGACACCAACUUGCAGGCGCUCAAGGGUGUCUCUGUCAACGGUUAUAAGCUCUACUGCAAGUCCAGACCCUCUGCAGCUGUUGAGAGUUAUAAACGUGCCAAGGAGAUUGUUGACAUGAACGAGUAUGCCGAGCUCAGCCCUCUCUUCGCUGAUUCUGUGGAUACCGAGGAGAAGCAUCGAGUGAACUUGAUUGCCUCAAUAUCCAACUUCCGUCCCGCAGAGACGAUCUUUGAGUUUGGUCAGCGUGGAAUCAAGGGUUCAACGGUCGCCUCGAAUGUGAUGAAGACCCGUCGCGGAGUCGUCGACAAGGUGAUCUCGAAGGCUCGUCAGGUCAAGGCCGGUCUGACCGUCAACCUCUUCCCUACCGAGGCAGCAGCAGCUGCUGACGCCGAAGGUGAAAAGACGACAAACUUGGGACCCGAGGCUUCUGAGGCCGAUCUUGAGGGUGUCUUUAAGCGGACGGUGGGUCUUUCAAAGAGACGUACUCCUGGGGAAGGAUCGAGCUUCAAGGAGAAGCCUACGACUUUCAAGGACGAGAACUUUUACAUGUCGCACACUCAACAGGAUACCAACACUGAGCGCGGAUACUCGAUGGUGAACACUAGCAACUCCUUCCUUGAACAGGCCCAACAUGCGACCAUGGAUAUGAACGGUGACGAGCGCGAGACGAUGAAUCGGACCAGAAACACGAUCAAAUGGGACGCCAAGAAGAAGAAGUUUGUCCAGGGACUCGGUAUUGGUGCUGACAACAAGAAGCUCAUCACGACCGAGUCGGGUAACAAGAUCUCGGCUUCUUUCAAGUCCGGUCGGUUCACGGAUUGGCAGCACAAGACAAAGACGAAUCUGCCCAGGGCUGGAGAGUUGGAGUUGCCGUCUUCCAAAGCUACGCUGGCGGCGAAGCGGUUCAGACAUACCCGACAGGAGGAGGCCAAGCCUUUGGAUCCUUUGGCCCACGAUUAUGAGCGCAAGAUUAAGCGUGCCCGCUUUGAGGAGAAGGAGACUGCCGCUGCCGGUGGUGCUCCCUCUGGACGUGGUGGACGCGGUGGCGCUCGUGGUGGCAGCUCUCGUGGUGGUCGUGGUGGCCGUGGUGGAUCUAGCGGCAUCCGCUCAGAGCUCAAGUCGUCGACUGUUAUCGCAAAGGAGAGAUUGGCCUUAGAGGCCCGUCGCGAGAAGACUGGUCGUCAUGCCGGUUCGAACGUCGUCCGUGGUAGUCGUGGUGGCCGCGGUGGUCGCGGUGGCGGACGUGGCGGUUCUUCAAGAGGCGGUGGUGGUGGCGGAGGACGUGGUGGCGGUGGUGGUGGACGUGGUGGCGGUGGCGGUGGACGUGGUGGUGGCGGUGGAGGACGUGGUGGCGGCGGCGGAGGACGUGGAGGUGGACGCGGUGGCGGACGUGGCGGCCGUGGCGGAAGACGCUAA